Molecule: messenger RNA, 5028 nt
Organism: Geosmithia morbida
Lineage: Eukaryota; Fungi; Ascomycota; Sordariomycetes; Hypocreales; Bionectriaceae
Product: DNA excision repair protein ERCC-6-like 2
Exons: 8
Coding region: 1-5028 (1675 amino acids)
Biological process (GO): transmembrane transport
Molecular function (GO): transmembrane transporter activity; ATP binding; ATP-dependent chromatin remodeler activity
Source: RefSeq, a predicted model, not a curated record
AUGUCUGCCACCGUCACCGAUGAAGAUGACAUGAUGGCCAUGAGCCGUUUGACCCACGACAUUGAAAUGGCCAAGACGGCAUCUCAUCAUGACGAAGCGAAUAAUGCCGCCAUGGCUGCUAAGCAGCGCGGCAUGCAGCCUCCUGCCAUCAUCAUAGCGAUGAGCCCCGAGCAGCGGAAGGUGCUGGAGAAGAAGCUGCGUCUCAAGAUUGACCUGCGUAUCCUGCCCAUGAUUAUUCUCAUGUAUAUCCUCAAUUAUAUUGAUCGAAACAACAUCGCUGCUGCCAGGUUCGCCGGUCUCGAGGAUGAUCUGGACAUGGACGCGUCUGGGACGCAGUUCUCGACGGCGGUGGGAAUCCUCUUUGUCGGAUACAUCAUCAUGCAGGUUCCGUCCAACCUGCUUCUUAACAAGAUUGGAAAACCAGGUGUAUACCUCCCUACAUCGGUAUAUACCAUCACGGCAUCUGUUCAGUCGUAUGCCGUAACAAAGCUGACUGGUCUACAGAUGGUCAUCUGGGGCGCAAUUUCCGCCGCGACAGCAGGUUGUCACUCCGUCGGCGGUCUAUACGCAUGCCGUUUCUUCUUGGGAUUUGUCGAAGCUACUUAUUUUGUAUGUCUCUCAUGUAACAACAAGAACAACAACAACAACAACAACCCUCCCCUACCACCUGCUGGAUGCCUAUACUACCUAUCAUGCUGGUACACGCGCGAGGAACUCGGCGUCCGCACCACCUACCUCUACGCCGGGUCCCUCAUAUCAGGCGCCUUCUCGGGCCUCAUAUCGGCCGGGAUAACGGGCAACAUGGACCGGUCUCUCGGCCUGCGCGCCUGGCGCUGGCUCUUCAUCAUCGAGGGCGCCGUCACCGUCGCCGUCGCAUUGGCGGCGUACCUCAUCAUGCCCAACUUCCCCAAGACGACCACCUGGCUGUCAGAGGAGGAGUCGGCCCUGGCCAGCUGGCGCCUAGAAGAGGACAUCGGAUCUGCCGACUGGACCAACAGCGAGGAGCAGACGCUCUGGCAUGGCUUCCGCUUGGCUCUCAUGGACAUCAAGACGUGGAUUCUCCUCCUCCUCCUAUGGGGCAUCGUCUCGGCUGCAUCCGUGACCAACUUCUUCCCCACCGUCGUCAGCACCCUCGGAUACAACAACGUCAUCACACUGCUCCUCACCAGUCCGCCGUACGUCCUCGCCGUGAUAACCUGUUUCAUCGUCGCCCACCACGCCGACAAGACAGGUGAGCGGUUCCUCCACGUUGCUCUGCCCCAGUGCCUCGCCAUCGCCACCUUUAUCAUCGCCGCUGCUACUACCAAUCUCGCGGCGAGAUAUGUAGCCAUGGUACUCAUGAUCCCCGGCCUGUAUUCGGGAUACACCACGGCCCUCGCCUGGAUAAGCAACACUCUCCCCCGCCCCCCCGCGAAGCGAGCCGCAGCCCUCGGCUUCAUCAACGCCAUCUCCAACUGCGCUUCCAUCUACACCCCUUACCUGUACCCCAGCUCCGCGUCGCCCCAGUACACGGGCGCCUUCAUCCACAACUGCAUAAUGUCCGCUACGGCCAUCGUCGCAGCCUUCAUCCUGAGGAUCAUGCUCGUCAGACUGAAUAAGAGGCUCGAUAGGGGUGAACGCGUCGAGGGUGCCGUCAAUGCUGCGCCUGGUGAGGCUGUUGAGCAUGGUUUCCGCCCAAGAACCAUGUCCUCUCGGGUCAGGAGGGAGAACACCGCCGUGAUCGUGGUGGAAGACGACUCCGCAGGCGAACAGUGUGAGAGAACUGACAACAUAGAGUCCAGACCGGAUGAGGAACCGCCGCCUGACCUCCCAGACAAGGUCAAAUGGUCUGACCAGUCAGACGACGACGGCGGUGCGCCAGUGAAACCGGCAAAGAAGCGGAGGGUGGCGCGCAGAUACGCUGGCAGCAGCAACAGGAAGAGGAAGGGGAAGAGAAGUAACAAGACGCGUAUCUCUUCCGCGGCGCUCAACGACGACGACCCGAGCACCGACGAGGAUGGUAACAACGACGACGAUCUCGAGUUCGACGGGGUCCCAGAGUAUGUGCGGGAGCGCAGGCGAAUCUUUGAGGCCAACAGACGGCUCCGCCAUGAGGCGGCGCUCAUGCUGCCUCCAGACUACGCCGGUAUCGUGCUCGACGAGAUGAGACGGCCGGGCGACGUCGAGGCGCGGCCCAAGUUUGACGCGACGAGCGGUAUCAGACCGUCCAGGCCGUACCGGGACAUCGAGCUGCCGCAGUCGGGCGGGCUGAUACCCGCGCCUAUAGCCACGUAUCUGCGCGACUACCAGGUCGACGGCGUGAAGUUCCUGCACCGCAAGUUUGUCUACCAAGAGGGGGGCAUCCUGGGCGACGACAUGGGCCUGGGAAAGACGGUGCAGGUGGCGGCCUUUCUGGCGGCGGCCUUUGGCAAGACGGGAGACGAGCGCGAUGCGAAACGUCUGCGGCGCAUGCGCUACCACAACGACCGGUGGUACCCGCGGGUCCUCAUCAUCUGCCCGGGGUCUCUGAUUGUCAACUGGCAGAACGAGCUCAGCCGGUGGGGUUGGUGGCACGUCGACGUCUUCCACGGCGCCGACAAGGACGACGUGAUGGGUACGGCACGCGCGGGCCUCCUCGAGGUCAUGAUCACGACGUACGACACGUACAAGAACAGCCGGAGCUCCGUCAACAUGGUGCCAUGGGACGCCGUCAUCGCCGACGAGUGCCACAGGAUCAAGGACCGGUGCUCGGAGACGACCAAGGCCAUGGUCGAGGUCAACGCGCUGUGCCGCAUCGGCCUCACCGGCACCGCUAUCCAGAACAGAUACGAGGAGCUGUGGACGCUGCUGGACUGGACCAACCCGGGCCACUUCGGCUCCCUCUCCGAGUGGAGGGACACGGUGGCCAAGCCCCUGGCCAUCGGGCAGUCGCACGAGGCCACCAUGGCCCAGCUGAGCCUGGCGCGCCAGACGGCCCAGAAGCUGGUGCGGAACCUCCUCCCGCGCUACUUCCUGCGGCGCAUGAAGACGCUCAUCGCCCACCAGCUCCCCAAGAAGACGGACAAGGUGGUCUUCUGCCCGCUCACGGACCUCCAGCGCGACGCCUACGAGAACUUCUUGGGUAGUCCGGACAUCGACCUCCUCCGGACCGUGUCGGAUAAGUGCCCACACGGCAAGGCCAAGGGGUGGUGCUGCAAGACGCGUCUGAGCGACGGCACCAGGACGUGGCAGAGCAUCGUCUUCCCCAGCAUGAUUGUGCUGCAGAAGCUGGCCAACCACGUCACGCUCCUCAUCCCGCAGGCGACAGAUCUCGAGAGCAAGCAGAAGUCGGAGCUCGAGACGUUGCAGACGUGCAUCCCGGGAUCGUGGAAGGAGCUGUACGCGGCGCGCGACCAGAUCCGCAGCCUGGUCAACCCCGAGUUCUGCGGCAAGUGGAAGGUGCUGCGGAAGCUUCUCCGGUUCUGGCACGCCAACAAGGACAAGGUGCUCAUCUUCUCGCACAGCGUGCGGCUGCUGCGCAUUCUGCAGCAUCUGUUCCACAACACGAGCUACAAUGUCAGCUACCUCGACGGGUCGCUGGGGUACGAGGCGCGUCAGGACGUGGUGGACAGCUUCAACUCGGACCCGAACCAGUUCGUCUUCCUCAUCUCCACCAAGGCUGGCGGCGUGGGACUGAACAUCACAUCGGCCAACAAGGUCGUCAUCGUCGACCCACACUGGAACCCGUCAUACGACCUGCAGGCUCAGGACCGCGCGUACCGCAUCGGCCAGACCCGCGACGUCGAGGUCUUCCGCCUCAUAUCGCUGGGGACCGUCGAGGAGAUUGUCUACGCCCGCCAGAUCUACAAGCAGCAGCAGGCCAACAUCGGCUACACGGCGUCGUCGGAGCGCCGGUACUUUCGCGGCGUCCAGCAGGACACGGACAGGAAGGGUGAGAUCUUUGGCCUCGCCAACAUCUUCACCUACCACAGCGACAGCGGCCUCCUCCGCGACAUCGUCAACAAGACCAACAUUGCCGAGGCGAGGCUGGGCGUCAGCCUCGCCGACGUUGACAUGGAGGAGGCCGCCAAGGAGCACGAGGAUUUCGGUGCCGCCGCUGCCGCCGCCGCCACAGUGAAGAAGGAAGACAACGACGGCGGCGUAGGCCAUCUAGCAGAUCUCCUCGUCAAGUCGGAGAACCCGAACGGCGCCGCCGGUAAUCACAAAGAGACAACAGCAGCAGCGGCGGCGGCGGCGGCGGCGGCCCCGCCCAGAAUGAAUGCCAUACAGGCCAUCCUCACAUCAGCAGGUGUGGAGUACACCCACGAGAACGCUGACGUGGUCGGCUCCUCCAGGGUAGAAGAGCAGCUGUCCCGACAAGCCGCCAUGGGGGCUUAUGCCGACGACGACAUGCGCAACCAGCACGUCCUGUUCGCCACCAGCCUCCAAGGCGGCAACCGCGAUGGCGGCCACCACUGCCGCUUCAACCCCCCCGCUGACGUUCAGCGACGACAGUUCUGCGACAUGGCCAGGGAAUUCGGGUUCCGCAAUGCCACCGACUUCGCCUUGGUGGUCGAGAGCUGGACGGGUGAAGAGAGGAGACGCUGCCUGGACGAAUUCUACCGGAGGAGGCAGGCGAAGUUUCCGGCCGGCGGGAAGGACGAUACGCCCAGGAUAACGUCGGAGAAGAAGGGGGGCAGUGACGAUGGCGAUGCCAAGGACAAUGACAGGCUGGGUAUGGGCAAUACUGCCAGCAGUCUGGCCUCCCCUAGGGCUGGGAGGGAAUUGAUAGGCGAAGAAGUGGAACAUGGCUUGACGAAUGAGACCAAAGAUGAAGUCAAGUUCGGGGUCAAGCAUGAGGCAGGGCACAAGGUCGAAAAGAAACUUGAGGGCGAGGAGGCCAAGAACGAGGUCAAAGAGGAGACGAGGAACGAUGUCGAGGAUGUCGAGGAUGUCAAGGUCGAGAGCAAGAAAGAAAGGACCAAUGAGCCACAGAUGGUAAGAGUGGAUAGAAAGACCAAGAGGACAUCCAUCUUUCUGUCAGAUGACGACGACGACGAUGAAUUAUGA